AUGAUACUCUGUUCUUAUAGUCCUUCAGCUCCAAGCUCUCAUCUUUUGUCGACCGACUUUUCUCAGUCUUUUAAGAGUCCCAUACUCCCUCAUCCGUGUACGCAGCAGAGAAGACGGCCCGACCGGUCUCAAAGAGCUUCUAAAGUUGUUGCUUACUAUGGCUUGAAGAAACCUCCUUAUAAAUUUGAUGCUUUGGAGCCCUAUAUGAGUCAGAGGACACUGGAAGUUCAUUGGGGAGGCCAUCAUCGUAACUAUGUGGAAGGUUUGAACAAACAGCUGGAGAAGAAUGACAUACUAUAUGGCUACAGUUUUGAUGAACUUGUCAAAGCAACAUAUAAUAAUGGGAAUCCUUUACCUGAAUUCAACAACGCUGCUCAGGUCUGGAAUCAUGACUUCUUUUGGGAAUCCAUGCAACCUGGAGGCGGGGACAUGCCCAAACUAGGCGUCCUUCAGCAGAUUGAAAAGGAUUUUGGUUCCUUUACAAAUUUCAGAGAGAAGUUUGUAGAGGCAGCACUUACACUUUUUGGCUCUGGCUGGGUUUGGCUUGUUUUGAAGAGAGAAGAGAGACAUCUUCAGAUAAUUAAAACUUCAAAUGCCAUUUGCCCACUCGUCUGGGAUGACAUACCCAUAAUCAGUUUGGAUCUCUGGGAGCAUGCUUAUUAUCUGGAUUACAAGAAUGACAGAGGGAAGUAUGUGGAUGUAUUUAUGAACCAUCUUGUGUCUUGGAAUGCGGCAAUGGCACGCAUGGCCCGAGCAGAGGCCUUCGUGAAUUUAGGGGAACCUAAUAUCCCUGUUGCUUAA
This is a messenger RNA of Prunus armeniaca (apricot), 801 nucleotides long. The record is from the annotation of a GenBank genome assembly. Lineage: Eukaryota; Viridiplantae; Streptophyta; Magnoliopsida; Rosales; Rosaceae.